Molecule: messenger RNA, 2158 nt
Organism: Ectocarpus sp. CCAP 1310/34
Lineage: Eukaryota; Phaeophyceae; Ectocarpales; Ectocarpaceae
Source: the annotation of a GenBank genome assembly
UGGCUGGAGCAGGUGGAGCAGCUCAGGGAGAAGGUUAGCGCCAAUCCCAAGCUUUCGAAGGCCAAGCAGGUUCACAGCGGAGGGAAAGCUUCGACAGUCGACGCCGAGCAAGCCCUUGUGGACUACAUUGACGAGCAGCGCAAGCAGCACCACGGUUGUGGUAAUCGGGAGGUGAUGAACAAGCUGCUCGAGUUGAAGCCUAACGCCCUUGGCGGCAUGUCGGCGAACGCGAAACCGACGGAGGCGCUGGCUUUCAAGGUCAAGAUCAACUCCUGGUACCAACGGUUCCGCAAGCGGAAUGGGUUCAGCAUCCGCCGGCGUACCAGCGUGGGCCAAAAACUGCCGAAGGGGUACGAGGGUAUGGCGUGGGCGACGGUGAUGAAGCUGCGCGAGGCUCUCGUAAGGCGCGCCGGUGAGAUCUACGCUCGGCGCCACCCGCCGGCACCUGACGAGAGCCCCAUCAAAGGAGAGGAUCUGACUUUCGAGCAGCUGGCGUCUGUGGAGGCGGAGGUUUUCAAGGAACUCGGCAACAUGGACCAGACGCCAGUCCAGCACGAGAUGCCGGUGGAGACCACUCUGGAGAAGACCGGUGCGAAGGAUGCUCGCAUCAGCACAGGAGGCAAAGAGAAGGAACGCUUCACGCUCGUUCUGGCUGUCAUGGCGGACGGCAAAAAGGUUUCGCCGCGCAUCAUCUUCAAGGGUACGCCGUUCAUCCCCCCGGCCGUGAGUGGCAAGGGCAAGAGCACCCUGCCGCGGAAGAACUCCGUCGCGUGGGAGAUCCAUCCUGCGAACCGCGCCAAGCACGACCACCCUGCCAACGGCAUGUCCUUCGGCGUGCAGGAGAAGAGCUGGAGUGACCAGCGGGAGUGCAACGGGUGGAUCUCGGGCAGUUGGAAGCUCCGUCCCAACAACGGCAGCAUCGUCCAGCAGCGCCCGUGCAUCCUGGUGCUGGACGACUUCAAGUGCCACAAGGACGAGGGUUACAUCGCCGCCCUCAAGAGAGACGCCAACACCAUCGUCAUCGUCAUCCCAGGCGGGUUGACGCCCUUGCUCCAACCGCUCGACCGCAUGCUCAACAAGCAGAUGAAGCGGCUGCUGCGGGGUAAGUACACCGCCUACAGCGCGUCGGCGGUCGCGGACGCCCGGUCGGGGAAGCUGAAGCCACCGGAGCGUGGGGUCGUCUCUACGUGGUGCAAGGAAGCGUGGGAGUCUAUCACCCCCGAGACGGUGUCAUCCGUACGCAAGGAACGCUUCGCGCUUGGUGAUGUGAGAGCCUGGUCCGGUGAGAACCCGGCGUGCUCCGUCCNCGAGACGGUGAAGACUUGCUUCAAGAUCUGCGGUCUCACGCUCGCGCUCGACGGCAGCGAAGACCACGCCUGGUGCGAGCACAACUUCGGGGAAGACUACCGCGACCUUCUCGAGGAGCAGUACGCCGUAUGACUCGCUGAGUACCCCGUCGUGACUCUCCCGUCGCUCAAGCUGCCGAAGGUACCAGGGGGGUUCGACUCCAACCCCAUCACGGCUGCUCAGAAGGAGGUCGAGGGGAAGCUGCCCUGAGUCGCUGAUGAGAGCGACAGCGAGGUGGAGGUCUUGGAGGGCGACAGCGACGUGGAAGUCGUGGAGGGGCAGGGGGGCGGGGGCGCCGAAGGAGAAGUAGUCGAACUUUGAAUCAUAGUUCUUUGAGCUUGCCAUGGAGAUUGGAUGUUUUUGCGAUGGUAGGGGCGCGGGCACGAAGUAGAGUUUAACCCGCCUGGGAAGGACAGUAGUAGGACGUUGGUAGCUCGUAGUGGUAGUUUGUUGUUAUUAUUUUCUUCGUUUUUGGUUUCAUCUGCGUUUAGAAUUAUGGAGUGGAUGCCGUUUGCCGAUUUGCCGAUCUUGAUUCUUCAGAACGAAAAGAAGAGAACAAAGAGUACAAAUACCACAUUAUUGAACAUCGUCAUGGUGCCAAGGGCAGCAGUAGCAGUGGAGCACGCGAUUCAAGCUCCCACAGUAUCCGGAAUUUCCAGCACAAGAUGCUGGUGAAAGGGUAUCACUUCCCGCCAAACCUCACCGCACGUAUCGGCGUCUCCGCACAGUGUGUGGAGACGACGAUACCUGUGCGAUAAUCUAGCAAAUCAUUCGGAACCCGCUUCUUUUCCGCAUACCCUGCGCCAAGACC